Messenger RNA from Chiloscyllium plagiosum (whitespotted bambooshark), 3947 nucleotides. The record is from RefSeq and is a predicted model, not a curated record. NCBI's taxonomy places the organism in Eukaryota, Metazoa, Chordata, Chondrichthyes, Orectolobiformes, Hemiscylliidae.
UGUUGUUUGCAGGCAACCCUUCCUGUGAAGAGUGUGGCAGCAGCUGCUGCGAAAAACAAGGAUGACCUGGUGGUCGCUGAAGUCGAAAUCAAUGAUGUUCCCAUCAACUGUCGAAAUCUGCUCACCCGGGGGCAGACUCAGGACGAGGUCAGCCGGCUGACUGGAGCAGCUGUGUCUACACGAGGGCGAUUCAUGGCACCAGAGGAGAAAGUACAGGCUACCCCAGGCGAUCGUGCUCUGUAUCUGCACAUCCAAGGGCAGACUCGGGAUGUUGUUGACAAGGCUGUGAACCGGAUUAAAGAGAUCAUUGCAGGUGGAGUUAUAAAGGCUGUUAGUGCUUCCGGCUCGCAGUUCAAUGGUCCAAUGGUUACUGUCUAUCACCAGCCAGCCCCUGUUACUCAUCCUACAACCACCACAGCGAAAUCACAAGCUGGGAUGCAUUAUGUUCAGGAUAAAGUUUUUGUGGGUCUGGAGCAGAUUGAUCCAGCUUUUAACAUUAAAGAGAAAGUGGAGGGGCCAGGCGGAUCCUACCUGCAACACAUUCAGGCUGAGACUGGUGCCAAAGUUUUCCUGCGUGGGAAGGGUUCAGGCUGCCUGGAGCCUGCCUCUGGGAGAGAGGCCUUUGAACCAAUGUACAUCUAUAUCAGUCAUCCCAAACCAGAGGGUCUUUCAGCUGCAAGGAAACUUUGUGAGAGCUUGCUGCAGACUGUCCACAGUGAGCAUUCCAGGUUCCUAAGUCAAAUGAAUUCAUCAGUCAUGCCACCACAAGGUUACCAGCAGGUACCUGGAGCUGUGCCCCAGCAGCAUUAUUACCCUGGCCAGGGUUACCAGGCCAGGUACCCAGUGGGCCCUAUUCCGCUACAGUCCUCACAGAGUUCAUAUCCCAGACCAUGUGGUCCUGAAGCUGCACAGUUCCCAGUGUCGGGAGCAGCACAGCCCCUGGCUGUGCCUGGGCAGCAAAACCCUGUGGUUGGCAACUACGCCACGCCAUUACCUGUGAAUACACCUGCUUAUGAUGGGAUGAUGGGUGCACCGAGACCCUCCACUCACCUCCCUCCACCUCAGGGCCACAAGAGACGCUUCACUGAAGAGAGUGAAGAGGAAUCGGCACUGCUGGGCUACCAGCAUGGACCCAUUCAUAUGACUAAUUUAGGUACAGGGUCCUCUCAGACCGGACGGAGUGGAGCUGGUAUGGUCUUCGCUGAUCCCUGCGGCAGAGCCAAGGAGAGGGACAGGCAGCUGAUGCCCCCACCACCACGACUUCUCAACGAAGGAUUCGUGCAGCCAGAAGAUCAGUGUGGGAUGUACAGACCUCCAGCGUCUCUGGAUCGUCUUGGGGAGCCCUCGAUGAAGAUGAGGAGGAUGAGUGAGAGGGGAUCGCGGCUUGUGUCCUACGGUGGGGAUUCGUCGGAUGAGGAAGAAGAACAUUCCAGAAGGAGGCAGAGUAUGGUGCAGGGCUGGAGUGCAGAGUGCCGGUACACACUACCUCCUCAGCGAGCCCAGCAACAGAUGCCCUUCUGGAUGGCACCGUAGUUGACUGGUUCUUGGAAAGUAAGACUGGGCCCACACUCACCUGAAAGAUCACGACGGCCCUCAAAGUUAAUGUGAACUAUUGGCAUGCAGAUUGGCACAAAGACUCUUGGCUGAGUGGAACAGAGCUUCUACCUAUGUGGCCAUUCUGAUGCUGCACGGUUAAGAGUGUUAGAGCUUCAAACAUUAUGCUUUUCUUUGGGAGGGAGGGCUGGGAAUGUUUACCAAGAAAUUGCUUUAUUCUCAAAGUUUGAAGUUGACUUCUUUUGUUUCCCUUGCGGUUUCCCAGGAGUCUCCGGGACUCGUGUAGCAAUGUGAGGGUUGGUUUCUGCACAUGGGAUUGUUGGGUUUGUGUACCUAAGGUUGGAAUCUCUCUCAUUGCCAAGAGGGAGCUGACUCUCGGCAGGGGAAUGGAUCAAGCUGCACUGACUGACAUUAGGGAUGUACUUAUCAUUUUUGCCUAUGAGUGUCUGAUCAGAGGCCUUCACAGAUUACAAAGUGGGCCUGUAAAUGUUGGAAAGAGCGAGAGAGACAGAAGCUCUGGGAUGAAGCUGAACGAAUAACUAGAACUCUGGAGCAGUGGGCAAACUCUUGCAGCUGUGUUCCUUCUUGCUAAGAGUUCGCUUGUUUAUUCCAGGCCUUAUUCCCUCUACCUAUCCAGGUGUGAGUUUGUAGAGUACAUUCCAAUCAAAGUUGCUGCUGCCCCGCUAAUGUGUCUGUGUAUUGCAGGAAGCCUGCUCCUCAAACUCCCUGUCCUGCACCCCCAGUCUUGCAGAUAACAGCUUCUGCGUCGUGUUAGUCUGAGUGAGGUGCCCUGUUCGGUUCACAUGAGGUAUGUGGCAGCCAGCUGUCUCUGGAGCCCCAUCUGUGACACAGGAACCCAAACCCAUUCCUUCCCUCCUUCUGUUCCCCAGGUUGGAUCUGAACACUGCCACCAUCUGACCUGAACAGUCUAAUUUUAUAGACUGUAUGGUAGUUGGUAGUGCCCUGGCACAGGGCUUAGCCUAAGUUCAUAAGAAAUAGCAGGUGUAGGUCAUGUGCUGCGGAGCCUGCUCUGUCAUUUCAGUAAGGUCACGGCUGAUUCAUCUGUGGUCUGAAUCCCACUUUCCAUCCUCCCCCUGUUAUCUUCCAAUCCCUCAUCAAUCAAAAGUUUGCCUUUGAACAUUUUCAAACCUCCAUGCUGUGGGGAAGUGUUCUACAGACCCAACAGCCCAUUGAGAGUAGAAAUUAUUCUGAAACAAGAAUGCCAAGUUUGAGGUUCCCUCCAAGGGGGAAUAUUGUCUCAAGAUUUGAGGGGUAGAUACUGUGUUCUCAUAAUAUCAUCUCUUUCUUCUGAACUCUAAUACAUACAGGUCCUAACGUUUCCUCAUAAGUUUCAUCCCUUGAUGUGUCCUGAUGGUCAGCUCUGCUUCUCACUGCUGGCAUUUAAAGGGCAUCACAGCUGCCAGACUACAUCUGUUUUGACAGAUGCUGUAGAGCAGCCAGGCAGAGUAUUGUACACAAACCCAAGAAACUUCCUGUAGCCCUUCUUCGCAAGGUGGUUGUUUUAAGAGUUAUACACAGGGACUGCUAUUGUCAGCUUCUGUCUGUCUUAUAUUUAUCUGUCAAAAUGCACCUUCCUCUCCCUACCCUGAAUUAGUUCAGACUCGAGCUAAUGUGCAGGGCCAAAGCCAAUCUAUGAACUCUGCCGAGAAUGCAUUGACAGCUGGGGUCUCUUCUAUGAGUCAAGGGGCCUGAAAUCCAUUCCCUGGAGUGCACAAUGUAGGUUGACACAGCAGGGGAGCAGUGAGAGGGUAUUCUGUACUGUUGGACAGUCAGUACCGAGGGAACACCAUGCCGUUGGAUUGGUCAUCAUUUAGAUGAGAUGUUAAACCUAACCCCUUGGUAGUAAUCUUGAAGAUCAGGGAGUUGUCUCUGAUGUCCUCAGUCGACAUCACACACAACUUAACUUGCCAUUGUGAUCUUGCUGUGUACAAAUUGGCUGCUACGUACAACAUUGACCAGAGUUCCAUAAGUACUUUACCGCAGCAGCCAGUGAUGGAUAAUGCUAUUGAUUUGCAUGUUGCCAUCUGGAUUUGAUCCAUUACCUGAGUAUGGAACUUUAAACUGUAAUGGAUUAGGAGCAGCUGUACCUGCCUAACUCUCAGCUAACGCCUUUCCGUUGAGAGUUGAAUUUGAGAGGAAAAUGAUUAUAAAAGUUGUGAUUUUUGAACCUGUGUGCACUCCUCUUACCUGCAUGCGUGCCACAUGCCUUCAAACGGUAAUGUUGAUUAAAAACCUGGGAGUUGGAAUAAUGAACAUUAAUUUCUGGCUGUUAUAGCCGUGUUGGUUAUAGUCUCUCACUUUCUGUAAAUAUUAUGACAAAGUUCUUACCUUGCCCUUUGUAAAUAAAGUCAAGCUGAAUAUUAUUCUCUAAA